AUGCUGGAUGCAACAGAUUGUGAUGGACUUGAAGAAAUUCCUCACGGUGUCUUAUCCAACUUGAGGAGAUUAGAAGAGUUGUACAUGGCAGAAAGCUUUCUCAAUUGGGGGCCAGCAACAGGAAGCAAGGAUGAAACGAGUAUGGCAAGCCUUGAUGAGAUUCUAAAGCCCAACGAAGAAAGUGUGAACAAGGUGAAAGAGACUAGAAUGACAAUCAAGUUGCUGGGUCAACCUCAUCUAGAUCAAAAGCUCCUUGUGAAUCUCCAACAUGUCCAUAUAUAUGCAUGUGAGAAUAUGGAAACUAUAGUACAGGCAGCUGCUUCCACAGAGGACAAUAUCCAUGAAGAAGGGAAAGAGAUAGGUGGCAGUGGCGCGAUGACUUUGUUUCCCAAACUACUCAAUAGCUUCCACCUUGCGAUUUGCCAAGCCUCGAGAGAUUUUGCCCUGAUGACUAUUCCUUUGCAUGAGAAUUUGAGUGAUGAUCAUGUAAGAGGUAGAGAAGAAUCAGGUGGUGCAUCAUCAUCAACUGGAUCUGGAUGUUCGCCACUAGUAUGCUUUCAAAGUCGUCCAUCUACUCGCAACUUUACUCAAAUAUUGCCUCAGGUUGUAAAUAGAGAGGUUACGCCGACAAAUCUUCAGACUUCAAGUGCUAGCGACAAUCUAGAACAUCUCGAAGUAGAUUGGGUGCGAUUUAUUGGAAGUGAUAUUUUUGGUUCAGGAAACCCCUUCUACUCAAGCAUUUGA
This is a messenger RNA of Prunus armeniaca (apricot), 744 nucleotides long. NCBI's taxonomy places the organism in Eukaryota, Viridiplantae, Streptophyta, Magnoliopsida, Rosales, Rosaceae. The record is from the annotation of a GenBank genome assembly.